Messenger RNA from Lotus japonicus, 928 nucleotides. RefSeq lists its product as uncharacterized. Lineage: Eukaryota; Viridiplantae; Streptophyta; Magnoliopsida; Fabales; Fabaceae. The record is from RefSeq and is a predicted model, not a curated record. The transcript has 2 exons. The coding region runs from base 110 to 715 and encodes 201 amino acids.
AGCAUUUAAAAAUUACUGUCGUAGAUUUUAAAAGGGCGAUAACAUAGGAUAGGAGAGUACCUAAUUUCACAAGUCGUUGAUUUUAGGGUUUCAGUCUCAUUUUGGAGCGAUGAUGAUGAGGAGGCAUAUUCUCCGCUGCAAGAGUUUCUCUCCUUCUUCACCGCUUCUUCGACAAGUCUGUGAAUUUUCAUCAUCUUCUCCUUCUCCUCAGCCUCAGCCUCAGCCUCAGCCUCAGCCUCAGCCUCAGAGCCGCUGUGACGACCAUUUUAAUUUUUUUGGAAUCCAUGUGAGCCGGGAAAAACUUUCUAACUAUGGAAUCCACCUUCCUCCCAAUGCUGUGGAGAAGAAAUAUGAUACUGAAGAAGAAGAACACAUCCGAAAUGAGAAGAUGAUAUUUGAUACUAUUAUUGAAGAUAACAGACACGGGGACGGGGACGGGGACGACAUCCAAUACGCCCACCCAUACCACGCCGACCCAUACCACUCCUACAAGAACUCUCAGAAGAAAUAUGAUACUGAAGAAGAAGAUCACAUCCGAAAUGAGAAGAUGAAAUUUCAUACUGAAGAAGACGAUCACAUCCGAAAUGAGAAGAUGAAAUUGAAAUUUUAUACUGAAGAAGAAGAAGACAUCCGAAAUGAGAAGAUGAAAUUUGAUACUCUUUUUGAAGAUGACACACUCUACUACAAGGACGACGACGCCCACCCAUACCACUGAGAAGAAGAAAUCCAUCCACGUCGGCCACUAUGAAGAAGAAAUCUCUGGAGGACAUGUCUGUGAAGAAACUGAACAUGUUUUGACUAAACUCCAUGAUGUCUAAGUUUUUUGCUUUGAUCAAAACUUGAUGUUUUAAUUUUAUGCUUUCUCAGUUUUAUGGUGUUUGUAUUUAGUACAUUAUGACCUAUGAAUUAUGAGUUAUGUUUUAUGACA